CUGAAGUGCUGAUUGCUUUGGGGUUCCGCUCUCCCUCUCUCUCUCUCUGCAAUUCUCAGCGCCGAUUGUCACCACCGCAAUCCUCAGCCCCCUGACUCCACCGUCGCGUCUCUCUCCCUGCGCCGCCGUCUAUCUCUUUCAUAUUGGUCUCUCUCACAAGUCACACCACCGUUGAUUCUCUCUCCCACUGUCGCCAUCAGUUUCUUUCACACGCCCCUGGUCUCUCUCUCGCGCCCCAUUUUUUGGAUUCCUGUUUCUUUGAGGGACAGCACCGAUAUCUUCAUCAUAUUCAAGUGGAAUUAUGGUAGCAUGACAACGAACUAUGAUAUAGGAAAGAUAUAUGGCCAAAUCUUUGUUUCAUAAUCUUCGCAGAGCUUCUCUGCUUUUCAGAUCAUCAUCUCUGAACCAACCGUCUUUCAGACCAAUUCUUGGGGUUUCUGACACUAUUUUCUCUCAAAUCAAUAACUUUACUCUACCCAACAUCUCAAAACCUUUGUUGGGAUUUAGAAAUUUAAGCCAUGGUUCCGUGAAUCUUGUCAUAUCCCAAGGGAAACCGAAGUUUGAAACACAUGAAGUGGAUCCUCCAAAAAAAGAUAAGUGGAAGACUAAAAGAAAGUUGAAGAUGCAGCGAAAGAGAGAGAAGCAGAAAAGAAAAGCAGAAAAUAAGAAAGACCCUCGUCAACUGCGUGUAAAGGGGAAGAAAAAACAGAAGUUUUCAAAUGCAGAAGAGAGAAUCAAGCACAAGUUGGAAAAAGCCAGGAUUAAGGAGGCGUUGCUGGUCGAGAGAUUAAAGCGGUAUGAAGUUCCUAGAGUUCAGGGUCCUAUAGUGAAACCACACAAUCUGACUGCUGAGGAACGGUUUUAUAUGAAGAAAAUGGGUCAAAAGAGGUCUAAUUAUGUACCUAUUGGAAGAAGAGGAAUUUUUGGUGGUGUGAUUCUAAACAUGCACAUGCACUGGAAAAAACACGAAACAGUUAAAGUUUUUUGCAAGCCUUGUAAACCUGGCCAAGUUCAUGAGUACGCACAGGAAAUUGCAAGAUUGAGUGGAGGAAUCCCAAUACAGAUAAUUGGUGAUGAUACUAUUAUCUUCUAUCGAGGAAAGGAAUAUGUGCAACCAGAAGUUAUGUCACCAAUUGAUACAUUGUCUAAGAAACGGGCACUAGAAAAGUCAAAAUACGAGCAAUCCCUCGAGUCUGUACGCCGCUUCAUUGCCAUUGCUGAAAAGGAACUGGAGCUAUAUUACAGGCAUGUUGCACUUUAUGGGGACCCAAAUGAUAGGAAUCCGUUGUCCAUCUUAGACAUUCCAUCUAACAACUACUCACACAAACAUCAAGUUAAUAAAUUGGAUGAUUCUCAUUCUGCUGCUCUUUGCUUAGCAUCUGAGGUUACGAACCAGAGAAAUCCCGAUUUCUGGGAUGACGAAUCAUUAGAGACUGGAGAUGGAUUUGGAGAUUCCUGCUUUUCUACAAGUGAAUCAGAUUUUGAAAGUGACAAGUUAGAUGAUUCUGAUGAUGGGAGGAUAGAAAUUAGUUUUUCCCAGACAGGAGAGAUAUCAUCAAGCACAAUGAGCACAUGUUCAGCUUUCCAGAACAAAUUUGAAUCUCAUAAGCAAGAACUACCAAUACAAUCAUAAAAAUGGCAUGAGACGGAAAUCUGAUUUUCUGUUUGUUUUCCAUAGAUGUAUGAUCCAAUGAAAACUAGAGUUGGUUUAUAUAUACCAAAAUAUUCAGAAAUUAUAACAGCCAACUGCUUCAAAA
This is a messenger RNA of Benincasa hispida (wax gourd), 1757 nucleotides long. Its product is annotated as RNA-binding CRS1 / YhbY (CRM) domain protein. Lineage: Eukaryota; Viridiplantae; Streptophyta; Magnoliopsida; Cucurbitales; Cucurbitaceae. The record is from RefSeq and is a predicted model, not a curated record. Gene Ontology annotation, molecular function: RNA binding.